AUGGAACUAAUCUCAGUCGAACUCUGGCUAGAAAUCUUUGAUUAUCUCGAUGUGAACAGUUUGUGGUAUUCGUUUCGUGGUUUGAAUAGAUGUAUUGAUGAAAUGCUCGACCAAGCACAAUUGCAUAUAAAUCUGGAUAAAAAAGGCAAAUACGACUAUUUUAUGAAAAAUAUCUUACCAUCGAUAGAUAUUCGUCGUGUCCGUUCGUUGAAACUACGAAAACAGAAUAAAAUCAAGCACUUUUUCUCGAUAACUCCUCUGAAUUCAUUUGUUCAACUUCGAUUAUUGUCGUUGGAAUACAUGUAUUCGUCGAAGGAUCAUUUAUUCACAUUUUGGAACCAACUUUCAUCUUUGAAACAUUUACGAUCGUUGAAAGUUAUUUUCGGAAGCAAAUUUCGUCCUAACAAUAACCUCGACGAAAAACAAUUCCUAAUUCGUGCGAUAUUCAAUCACGAUUUUUGUCCAUUGCUCACUCGUUUCAUAAUUAAAAACUACAGCGACAAUAAGUUAAACACCGACAUUCCCAUUCCUUCAUUAGUACAAACAACUAAACCAACCAAUAUCGAACAUCUAUCCAUCGAUCGUUUAACUAUCGUUGAUUUGAUGAAGCUGCUUCCUGCGUUACAACAUGUCAAAUCGUUUUGUGUGGAAGAUGAAUUAUCUCAUAAUUACGAGUUUUUCACACAGCCGAUCGUACCAGUUGCAAUACCAAUGCUGUCCGAAUGUAAAACAUUCGAUUUGAGCGUAUCGGCUGAUAUCGUUUUCGAACAUCUUAGAUAUUUGCUGAAACAUACUCCAAACUUGAAGAAAUUGAUUAUAUAUAAUGAGUGGCAUUUACUUGAUGUGGAAAAAUGGGAAUGGCUACUGUCAGGUCGAUGUCCACGAUUGAUAGAAUUCGAAUUAUCAUGUAAUGGUGAUGAUUGCGACAGGGAUUAUGAAAAGGCCGGGCGUGUUUUCGAGAAAGCAUGCGACACGAUAACAUUUUGGAAGAUACGAAACGCGCUCGUUAUGAUUGAAAGCUUUGCCAAGGAUGAUUUUUAUUAUACCACAGUUGAAUUUCAUAUUGGAAAAACAGUGGAGGAACAGCUUCGUUUGGAAUUUCCGCAUCGUAUGGAUACAGCAUAUGAUUUUGAAUGA
This is a messenger RNA of Adineta ricciae, 1137 nucleotides long. The record is from the annotation of a GenBank genome assembly. NCBI's taxonomy places the organism in Eukaryota, Metazoa, Rotifera, Eurotatoria, Adinetida, Adinetidae.